GUCAAACAGGGAAUUAACAACUCCCGAAAAAAUCGCAAAAAAAAAGCAUUAUGCACAGCAGAAGCAAUCAGAUAUCGCGGCAUUAAUGAAAAUAGCGUCAAACGCACCAGUUUUGGAGCCGCGGAAAAAAUCUGAGUUACCAGCACUUAAAAAAAAUGAGACCAAAGAGCUUUCAAGAAAUUAUUAUUCAAUAGUAGAUGACGAAAAUAAGGAUUUGCGACAGGAUCUAGAAUCAAAAAUCAAAAAUAUAAAGGCAAAAGAAACUACUAAUAAGAUUAUGGAUGAUGAUGAAUAUAGUGAUGAUGAUUACCCAUCAACUACAGUUGACGAGCGUAAUCUGCAAUCUAACGACCAAUUAUUAGGACAAAAUUCGCCAGGCGAUAAGAUGGUCUUACUGCAGGAUGGGGUGUUCUGCAAUGAACGCGUUUUGGAAGUCGCAUUGAGUUCGUCGCACAAGGCGAGCCAUAUUGUCCGCCGCCUAAUUGUAGGCGUAUUUAAGCUUGAUAGCUUAAAGAACUGCACAUUCACGGGCGCAAGUCACCGCGGAGUGCAUGAAAACAAAGACGACAUCACUUGUUUAAACUUGCACGCAAGAAAUAGUAUCAUUGAUUAUGCAAUGAAAUUGGCAAAAAGAAAAGGGUGGGUAACACAAUCUAUCAAGGAACUAAAUACCGCGAUGUCACAAAAACUGGGCGAAAUAAAAAGAGAGCUGAAAAACGCUGAUGCCCAAAACAAGUAAUUUUUUUGAACGGGUGUUUGUGCUCAUUUCGUUUUUUAAAAUUAAAAAAAUUUUUUUUUUUUUAUUAAUCUACUAUGAGAUUUAAAAUUAUUUAAGUUGCU
Linepithema humile (Argentine ant) is the source of this 840-nucleotide messenger RNA. The record is from RefSeq and is a predicted model, not a curated record. Lineage: Eukaryota; Metazoa; Arthropoda; Insecta; Hymenoptera; Formicidae.